Messenger RNA from Seminavis robusta, 1326 nucleotides. The record is from the annotation of a GenBank genome assembly. NCBI's taxonomy places the organism in Eukaryota, Bacillariophyta, Bacillariophyceae, Naviculales, Naviculaceae.
AUGGAUACCGACAAAGCAGCGAGAAAGGAGGGUGCUGCCCCGGCACCCUCAUCUGCUCGACAAGCAAAUGAAAAUGACAGCGGGGGGGUUCUCAGAGACCUUAUCGAUAAGAAAAGGAAAUCCGAUGCACUUUCAUCACCGGCGGCCCAGGCACAACGUCCGGCAACUCCGCCAUUAACCCUUGGGCAACAGAGGACGGUCGAGAAGGCAAGGCAGGACAAAUAUUCCCCUCCCAAAAAAAGCAAUCAUGAAGGCAAGCUGAUUAUUGCGGAUGACGGUGACAUCAUUGCUAAGAUGGAAGCAGAUGGCUUCGGUGAGCACGUGGGCUCUCGAUCUCAAGCGGAAGUGAUCCUGAGACAAAUGUACGGUCGUGGAUUCUUGGAGGGUGAUGACAAUCGUGAUCGCCGCGUGGAAGAGUUGAAGAAGAUGGUGAAUCCAUCCGAAACCUGUAUUCACGAGAGGGCGAUUCGGUUCGUCCGUUUGGAAGGAGACAUCCUCAAAGGGGACCGAGACGCUACAUCUUCGGAUGUUCCCCGCCAGCCUUGGUGUUCGAUUGCAAUGGCUUACGGACAUGAGGAAGGAGACUACAAGACUGAUGAAGGAUGUGAGGGAUGGAAUGCCUUCAAGGAUUAUGGUUCCAAGUUCAUUCAAAGAGUGCAGCGUGCCGGAAGCUGCUUUUUGCAUGCACCGGCUGUUCUACAGUCCUAUUGCUUGAAGGGAAAUGCAGGACUCCAAGUAGUGGACAUUUCCAAGUAUGCUCGCCAUUCAUUCAGUGGCGAGAAGGUUUCAAAGUACAUCAUUGAAGACAAGGGUGGUAAUGCAGAGCAAGAGCUACGGACAAUGAUAGACGGAGAGAGGACGUCUUCCGUGAAGUUUAAGAUGGGUUUGAUGGAUCAAACCAAGAACGAGUAUCCCAAUGAGCUUUUUGAACAACUCAAGUUGUAUGGACCCGGCCUGAUUCACUACUUUGCCAUUGAGGAAAACUUCAAAACUGCUAGUGGGUUUGGUAGUGGCGGCGAUGUUCAUCUUGAAUGCUUUGAGGGAACCUUUGCUACGACCAAGGAAAUGCAGAGGCACGCCAUGGUACUUGUUGGAAUGCGCAAAGUGAACGGGGAAUGGAGAUUGUUGCUCCAAAACUGGUGGCCUAACUUGCAGCUCGUUGAAGUGACACCGGAAUACAUGGCCAGCAGCGGGUGCUUUUUGGUGUUCGUAACGAAGGAGCUGUGGGAAAUUCCAUGUAUGUUUGACCGCUGCGACCAUGAGUACGCAGAAGCAUACAUCCCGGGAACAGACUCGACAGCAACCUAUAUCUACGAGCGUGAUUAA